Messenger RNA from Chaetomium fimeti, 858 nucleotides. RefSeq lists its product as uncharacterized. NCBI's taxonomy places the organism in Eukaryota, Fungi, Ascomycota, Sordariomycetes, Sordariales, Chaetomiaceae. Bases 1 to 858 code for a protein of 285 amino acids. The transcript has 3 exons. The record is from RefSeq and is a predicted model, not a curated record.
AUGGCUAGGCCAGCAAACGCUGCUGUGAGAGAAAACAGACGCCGAACUACGCUUUUGGACCUGGAGCGGAUGAAUGUGCUCAAGGCCCUAACCGCGGCUGAGCACUCGAGGCGCCAGUUCAUCUUGAAUUUCGCUGCCAGUAGAGACACUCAGCUCCUCGUACCUGGAAAAAAGGCGGACGCCGUUAAAGCCGCCGAGGAGUGGGUUGCAGUCUGGCUCAGCCAGAAUGGUUACCAAGCGGUGAACAACGACCUUUUCAAAUACACAGUCGAUGCACGCUUGUGGUCCGCUCAUGUCGGGGACGACGUUGACUUUCCGUUCGCCUUCAUGCGAGAGAAAUUUGAGGCCUCACUCAGCGACACCUCUGAGGUUGAUUGCAAACCCCCAAUUAGCGAGACUUCACUCGUUGCUCACGAGAUUGAGCUCGGAGACGGGCAGACACCCCCCGCCCCGGCUUCCGUAGAGCCCACCGGUCCCGAAGUCCGUUCUCUGAAAACGCUGCCCGAGCGGACAGCCCCAUCCACGCCGCAGAAACGCAGGCAGCGCUCGAUCACGGACCCCAAGCCCGCCGAGGCUUCAGACAGGAAGCGAAGCAUGUCCUUGAACAGCCUCGAUAUGAAGGCACCAAAAGCCGGCCAAGCAAAGUUUCCGUUCUUCCGCGUCAUGGUGGAGGAGUGCAGGCAAGGGCGCAAGGGAUGGACGGGCCCCGGCAAGAGCGUGGCCAAGCGCUUGGCCGAAACACUGCGUGACGACGCUCAGUCGCACAGCGGGUUGCACUGCCACGUCGGUCAGCUGCCGACUCCCCACAUCGACGCUUGGGUCGUGGCCGAGGGCGGGAAGGACCGUGACUCCCAGUGA